AUUUCAUUCAGGCCUCUCACGGGACCUUUUAUUAAUGUUAUAUAAUGCGGAUGAUCGUAAUGUUAUCAUUCGUGUAGGAAAAAAUCAUAAUGUAAAAGAAUUUCGGGCACAUUCAAAUAUUUUGAGAUUUCGUUCAGCUUAUUUCAAAAGUGCGUUAUCGUCUAAAUGGAUUGGUAAAAAGAAUGAGAAUGGUACAAUUAAGUUCGAAAAGCCAAAUAUUAAUCCCAAUAUUUUCGAAAUAAUUCUCAAAUAUAUUUAUACGGGAGAAGUAGAUUUAACUGUGAAUUCUGGGGAAGUUAAUCUUGAAUUGUUAAUUUCAUCUGACGAAUUGCUCCUUGAAGAAUUAUUUAAUUAUGUACAAGAUUAUUUAAUUGAAAAACAAAUAACUUGGGUUCAACAAAAUUUUGUUCUUAUUUUAAAAUCUGUGUAUAAACUUAUUAAUUGUAAAAAAUUACUUGGUUAUUGUCUUGGAUUAAUCUGUGUACAUCCACUACCAUUUUUCUUUUCUAAUAAUUUCGUAUCAUUAGAUACUGAAAUUCUCCAUGAACUUCUUAAACGGGAUGACUUACAGGUUGAAGAAAUUACCGUCUGGGAUUCUUUGAUUAAAUGGGGUAUCAAGAAAGCAGGAUUGAAGGAUAAACCUCAGAAUGAGUGGACUGACAAAAAUCGUGAGGAUUUAAAGAAUACAAUGAAUGGAAUCGUUCCUCUAAUUCGAUUUACAUACAUUAAUUCUAAAGAUUUUUUUGAUAAAAUCCGUCCAUAUAAAGAUAUUAUACCUGAUAAUAUUUAUGAAGAUAUGAUGGAAUUUUAUUUAAAAAAUACCUUGCCAAAAUCAAUGAUUUUAACACCACGAAUUGGAACGAACCAUAUUGAAUCAACAAUUGUAAAACCAAAACUUGCUUCAGCGAUUAUUAAAUAUAUCGAAGAGAAAUCUAAAUCUCGUAAUUACAAUAAUUACAAUUACAUGUAUCAACGUAGUGAGAAUAAUCAGAAUAACCACAAAUAUAAAUUUGAUCUUUUAUAUCGUAGUAGUCGCGAUUAUAUUAGUUCAGAUAAUUUUAAAAAUAAUUGUUAUCGUCAACUUCCAUGUUUAGUUUUAGUCAGUGUUCAUUCUUCACCAAAAAUAUUCGGAGGUUACAGUCCUAUCGGAGUUUAUUUUUGUAAUGGUAGUCAAUGGCAUUACACAUGCGAUAGUUUUAUCUUCUCCUUUGAGAAUGAUGGAGAUAUUGAAAAUAUGAAGAUAAGUAGAGUAACAUGUCCUAAUUAUGCUCUAUAUGAAUUUUAUGAUUGCGCGUUCAAUUUUGGUGGUGGAUCCAUGACUAUGGAUAAUGACAAAAAUUUACAUCUUAACGAUCAAGGGUAUUAUCAAAAUUUUCAAGUGAAUGCAUCUUAUGCUGUUAAAGAAGUGGAAGCUUUUAGGGUUGUUAAACAAUAAUCUUUUUAAGAUAUCUGUUAUACUUAUAUAUACAUAUUUUUUUUUUAAAAAAUAAAAAAGCG
Molecule: messenger RNA, 1497 nt
Organism: Rhizophagus irregularis DAOM 181602=DAOM 197198
Lineage: Eukaryota; Fungi; Glomeromycota; Glomeromycetes; Glomerales; Glomeraceae
Source: RefSeq, a predicted model, not a curated record